This is a messenger RNA of Drosophila santomea, 2296 nucleotides long. RefSeq lists its product as uncharacterized. Gene Ontology annotation, cellular component: phosphatidylinositol 3-kinase complex. Bases 444 to 2288 code for a protein of 614 amino acids. The record is from RefSeq and is a predicted model, not a curated record. Gene Ontology annotation, molecular function: 1-phosphatidylinositol-3-kinase regulator activity. Gene Ontology annotation, biological process: phosphatidylinositol phosphate biosynthetic process; intracellular signal transduction. Lineage: Eukaryota; Metazoa; Arthropoda; Insecta; Diptera; Drosophilidae. The transcript is spliced from 4 exons.
GUCGGCAGUCACACUGGAGAAGCGGAACGAAGCGGACGCAGAGCGAAAGAUACAGAUACUUUUCGGGGAAGCGAUACUUCUUCGUAUUCGUGCGUGGUUUCGUUUCGUCGAGAGAAAUUGCACAAGUUAGUGGAAAGAAGUGCACACUGUCGAGUGGAAUGCGUGCAGUGCCAUCGCAGAUCGAAAAGUGCAAUUAGUGUUCGCGAGUGAGUGUGUCUGUGUCUGUGUCACCCGACGUAGGAGAUAACGUGAAAAUAACGUGAUACAUAAUAUACAUACCUUCUGAAGCAAAACUAAAAUAUGCUUAAACUACGGUUUAGCCAAAUUGCCAACUAGCCAAAAGUAACGAGCACACCGAAACCAAAAAAGAGCCAGCAGAUCGAAAUAGAGAAAGCCACCAGAAGUCCACGCAAACAAGGACUUUGCCCCAUUUCGAGCUUCCAAUGGGUCAUCACCUUAGCAAGUUCUCAGCACGCGCCAAUAGCCAGGAAAAGAGUGAUCCGCCCGCCAGCUCGAGCACCAGGCAAUCCGUAGCACUAGUAGAGACGAUCGGACUGGACGAGGAGGAGCUGCAGGUGGAAGAGAUCCUCACGGAGGCCACAGCCGCCACAUCGCCGGCGGAAGUGCGUCAGAUCAUCAUCAAAAUCCAGCUGGCCAAAAUGGAGAAUGGCAAUUCGGUAGCCGCCGCCGGUGGUCAGGUGGAAAUGUUGGCGGAGCAGGAGGAGCAGCAGCGCCACUGCGAAGGUGGUGCCAUCGACGCCGCCUCCCUGUCUGCGGACUCGCUGAAUGCAAAUGGCCAGAUUGUAAAUGUGAUGCUGGAGGGUGGCCAUGGGGAAGUGGGCGUGGUGACAAAUCGAACUGCUGGCAGUUCGGCGGAAGCGCCAAAAACCGAGCGACAGCCCGUGAAUAACAACAAUUUAGCGGGAAGCGUCGGCGCUGCGAUAAGUACGUUACAACUGCACGACGGCCACGGCGACGUCGCCGACGAUGACGACCUGGAUGAGUCGCUGCUGCGUCGGCGUCGCAGUAACAGUAGCAGCAACAGCCGCAGCAACAGCCGCAGCAACAUCCACCACAACCACGAGGCCGAAGUCGUCGAGUAUUGCGAAGUGCUCGAGUCGCUGCCAGUCAGCAAUAUGUUGUCGGCGGGAACGCAACACAGCAGCAAGCAAGUUUCCAGAAGCAAUAAUAGCAACAGUUGCUGCCGCAGUCGCAGCAGUAAAGCGCUAUCAAUGGGCGCAGCAACAUCCUCCGCCUCCGGAUCCGGAUCCGCAUCCACAUCCACGCCCACAUCCUCGAAGCGGCGGUGCUGCAAGUGCAAGUGCCGCGACGCCUUCCGAGGAUUGAGGGACAUGCUGCCGAGCAGCAGUUCCGUGGGCAAUAAGAAGGAUGCCGGUGGUGCGGUGGCGACGGUUCCGAGGAAAUCCCGGCCGGCAGACCGCCGCUCCACACCGCCCACGCUGGGCACAUCGUAUGGGAGUUCCCAGCACCGUAUGCAGAGUCAGAGGAAGCGCAAUUCCGUCGCCGUUCCGGACGCGAGCCAUCACCAUCAUCAGGUCAUCAUUCGGAUUACAUCGCCGCGCUUUGUGGUCGAGUCGCCCAACGGCGGUCGGGUAACUGUGGUCACCGAGCCCGCCGCCCAGUCGCCCCAAACUCCCCCUCAGCCACGCCCCCUGGCCUCGGUCGCCCCCGCCGGAGUGGCAGGCGGCCAUGCCGGAAUCGGAGCCCGCAACAUGACCGUGCACUCGCAAAUCGACUUCAUGCACUGCCUGGUUCCCGAUCUGGAGAAGAUCACGAACAGCAGCUUCUACUGGGGCAAGAUGGACCGCUACGAGGCGGAGCACCUGCUCGAAGGCAAGCCGGAGGGCACGUUCCUGCUGCGGGACUCCGCCCAGGAGGAGUUCCUCUUCUCGGUCACAUUCCGCAAGUACGGCAGGUCACUGCACGCCCGCAUCGAGCAGAGCGGUCACAAGUUCAGCUUCGACUGCCACGAUCCGUGUGUGUUCACGGCGCCCACGGUGACAGGACUUUUGGAGCACUACAAGGACCCCGCCUGCGUGAUGUUCUUCGAGCCCUGCCUGACGAUACCCCUCCACAGAAGGCAGACCUUCUCCCUGCAGCAGCUGUCCCGGGCGACCAUUGUGUCCAACACCAGCUACGAUGGGAUCAACCAGAUGGAGCUGCCUGGUCGGCUGAAGAGCUACCUCAAGGAGUACCACUACAAGCAGAAGCUGCGCGUCAAGCCCAUCGACCAGAACACCCCGGUGCCGUACUAUGGCGAUGUAUAGCGGGAGGA